AUGGUAGACCAGAGAUUCGGGAUGACAGCUCCGGAAGCAGUUGACGGUCAAGUUGGAAACGAACCCGUCGAAAGUAACAUGGCGGCAGCAUCGAAGGGAGGCGGGGAGAACAUGGCGGCGAUGUGGGACGAGACGAUGGUUGUAUCAGACAAGAUCUUGAGGAUGAGGGAGAUCAGGAGGAGAGUUGAGCUCGUGCAGAACUCCUUGAAGUCGGCUGCAACAACAGCCAAGGAACCGGCUGUUGCUGAGGCUCAGGAACAAGGGCCGCCGCGGGAGGAGCAGGGGGCGCCGUCCCUCUGGAGAGGCAGCGAGCAUGGACUAAUGUGCAGGAGAGAGGAAGUCCAUCAAGAGCAUGUGUCGCAGAAGCUGAUGCCGAGGAAGAGCGGCAGCGCUAUCCUUGAACGUUUGAAUUCAUUGCAGCGGGAGAUGGUUGCCCUACGAACAAGCACGCAAGCAACGCGCACACUGCUGCAGCUGAGGAUGGACAUGGACGGCAUUGUAGGAGGGACGUCGGAGACGCUACAGGAGCAGUCGAACAGGAUUAAGAGCCUGAUUGAAUCGCACAUGUCGGACAUCGAGACGAAGGAGGAAGCUGGAUGGAUGGACAGUCGCAAGGCAGAUGGUGUCAACGAGGGCGAGACGGAGGCAGCGAAGUCAAGAAGCGAAUUUGUGAGGCAAGUGGCAAACGACAACUUCAGCAUCAUGUACGGCAAGAACAUGCGGCUUGAGAUGAGCUCGGCUGUGCAAAGUAUCGUGUUGUCGGAGAUUGAUGGCCACAACAGAGCAGAGGAUCUGAUUAGCGAAUCAAGGAAGCGUGAGACGGAUUCCAGAAGCGAUGGAGGAGGAUGGGAACCGGAAGGCAGUUAUUUCCCUGUUUUGCCUGAGGAAGGACAAGAUUUCGAUACCAUGCACACAAAGCAGGUCUUCGAGCUCAGUCGCAACGUUGGACUGCGGAUCGCCCGCACCAUCUCGCAGGCAGACGCUGCUCACAAGAACAGGAUAAAGGAAAUCAGCGCCCUGCAGCAGCGGCGAGCAGCAAUCCUGCUCGAAAUGGCAGAGAAAUACAUGCAUGAAGACGUGAAGAUGGGUGUGGAAUCAUCUUCUUCUGAUGAGACGGAGUAUGUGGAAGACGAGGAUCAAGAGCCGUUCAGGAAGGAAGAGAGAGAUUUCAAUAUCAUCUUGUCGGCAUCGAAGGCACAGCAGAAGUACUGA
This is a messenger RNA of Guillardia theta CCMP2712, 1212 nucleotides long. RefSeq lists its product as hypothetical. NCBI's taxonomy places the organism in Eukaryota, Cryptophyceae, Pyrenomonadales, Geminigeraceae. The coding region runs from base 1 to 1212 and encodes 403 amino acids. The record is from RefSeq and is a predicted model, not a curated record. The transcript is spliced from 10 exons.